AUAGACAUGUGGUAAAUCGGUCUCGCCAAGUACUUACUUCCGGUCAAAAUGUUUUCGUGCCUCUGCAGGCUUGUAGCGCGUUUGCAGCCUUCUAUUUCUCAAUCAUGUGCAAGUGUGAGAACAUCAAGCUACAAAAGCAGUUUGACGUUAGAUAAAUUGUAUCCAAAGUCGGAUACAAAUUCGAUGACACAGAAAGGAACUAAACCAGUUGCGAAACAGGAAGAUGCAUUUUCAGGGGUUAUUCCACUUCAUGAUUUAGAAAUUCAAUCCUGCAGAUCAUCUGGUCCUGGUGGGCAACACGUCAAUAAAGUGAACACCAAGGUUGAAGUGCGGUUUAAUGUGAACAAGGCUGAGUGGAUACCUGAUUGGAUCAAACCAAAAUUAUUAGAGCAGCAACAAAACCGCAUCAACAAGAAUGGGGAGCUAAUAGUUACAUCUGAAAAGACUCGCAAACAGAUCCUCAACCAGGCCGACUGCCUGGACAAGAUACGUAACAUGGUAUUCCAGGCCUCGGUGAAACCCAAGGAGCUCGAACCCUGGGAGCAAGAACAGAUCAAACAGAGGGAAGAGGCUGCCAAACAGAGGAGUAUGGAGGAACGAAGAAGACGAUCAUUGUUAAAACUGAAACGCAAUGGGGACUUUCUUUGACAUAAUUUUGUUAAAAUAUUUUAUUAAAUAAUGAAUGUUUAA
This is a messenger RNA of Dreissena polymorpha, 690 nucleotides long. Its product is annotated as peptidyl-tRNA hydrolase ICT1, mitochondrial-like. The coding region runs from base 49 to 648 and encodes 199 amino acids. NCBI's taxonomy places the organism in Eukaryota, Metazoa, Mollusca, Bivalvia, Myida, Dreissenidae. Gene Ontology annotation, cellular component: mitochondrial large ribosomal subunit. Gene Ontology annotation, molecular function: translation release factor activity. The transcript has 6 exons. Gene Ontology annotation, biological process: mitochondrial translational termination. The record is from RefSeq and is a predicted model, not a curated record.